Molecule: messenger RNA, 4214 nt
Organism: Epinephelus fuscoguttatus (brown-marbled grouper)
Lineage: Eukaryota; Metazoa; Chordata; Actinopteri; Perciformes; Serranidae
Gene: cyria
Product: family with sequence similarity 49 member A
Exons: 14
Coding region: 369-1343 (324 amino acids)
Biological process (GO): regulation of actin filament polymerization
Molecular function (GO): small GTPase binding
Source: RefSeq, a predicted model, not a curated record
CAGAGCAGAGGGAGGGGUAUGAGCCGAGAGUGUUGUUGUCUGUCGCUGCUGGGGACACACUGAGCUGCCAAGGUCGGUGAAAGUACUGCUGAAACCACCGUAACAUCCAUAAAAGUACUACCUCAAGACACACACGGGCAGGGACACAAGAUUUACAGCCCGCAGACCCAGAGCGACGGCAACAAAGUGAAAGCAGUGUAAGGAGGACUAAAACAAUUGGCCAAGAGACAAACAGAAAGCGGAUGAUAUAGACAGCAACCCGAGGUCCUCCACCAGAGAAGGUUUGCUGGAAUGGGUAACCUGCUAAAAGUCCUAACAAGGGAUAUAGAGAACUAUCCACACUUUUUCCUGGACUUUGAAAAAACCAAAUGGGGAAUCUGUUAAAAGUGCUCACUUGCACAGAGCUUGAACAGGGGCCAAACUUUUUCCUUGACUUUGAAAAUGCACAGCCGACAGAGGGAGAGCGCGAGGUGUGGAACCAGGUGAACUCAGUCCUCCAGGACUCCGAGAACAUCCUGUCUGGCCUGCAGGCGUACAAAGGAGCCGGCCAAGAGAUCAGAGAUGCAAUUCAAAACCCUAACGACUUCAUGCUGCAGGAGCGAGCCUGGAACUCAGUCUGCCCGCUGGUCAUCAAACUCAAGAAGUUCUACAGUUUCUCACUCAGACUAGAGGAGGCUCUGCAGAGUUUGCUGGAGUCCCUGACAUGUCCACCCUUCACGCCCACUCAGCACCUGGAGAGAGAGCAGGCGCUGGCCAAACAGUUUGCUGAGAUCCUCCACUUCACUCUGCGCUUUGAUGAGCUCAAGAUGAGAAUUCCUGCCAUCCAGAAUGACUUCAGCUACUACAGAAGAACCAUCAGUCGAAACAGGAUAAACAACAUGAAUUUGGAUAUCGAGAAUGAAGUCAACAACGAGAUGGCCAACAGGAUGUCUCUGUUCUACGCUGAAGCCACACCCAUGCUGAAAACACUCAGCAACGCAACCACAAACUUUGUGACAGAGAAUAAGACUCUCCCACUGGAAAACACAACAGACUGUCUCAGCACCAUGGCCAGCGUCUGUAAAGUCAUGCUGGAGACACCGGAAUAUUCGAGUCGUUUCAGCAGCGAGGACACACUUUUGUUUUGCAUGAGGGUCAUGGUCGGAGUCAUCAUUCUUUAUGACCACGUCCACCCCAACGGUGCCUUCAACAAGUCCUCCAAGAUAGACAUGAAAGGCUGCAUAAAAGUCCUCAAGGACCAGCCGGCAGACAACGUAGAAGGCCUGCUGAAUGCCCUCAAAUUCACCACAAAACACCUGAACGACGAGUCCACUCCGAAGAACAUCCGGACGAUGCUCCAGUAAUGUUUGUUCUUUUUCUUUUUUUUUUCUUUUUUUUUUUUUUACAUAAACAGAUAUGAAGAGGAUCAAUGCUCUGACCUCAAUAAGAUGUAUAUGUUUACAUUAUUUAAAAAGACUCGAUGUUAAUACUUGUGUGUAUUUGCAUAGUCAUUCCCUCCAAGCUAUUGAACCCUGCAGAACAUGUACCUUCUACUUUGCAAAGACAGUAUGAAGUCACAUCACAUGAAUUGCCUCUACUGUUAACAGCUGUCAAAGCACAAAUGAUGGAAACCUAUCAGCCUUAUGUAACUGAGCUUUGUGAGCAGCACUUGGAAAAAAUGUUCUUGGAUGAAUCUUCUCAAUCUUUUAUUUGACAGUGAAAUAAGUUUGUUGUACAGCUUUUAGUCAAACUCAGCUCGGUUUUUUGAAGCAAAACAAAUCUUUCUUUGAAAGAGUGAACAUUUUAAAUUGUGACACAGGUUCUGGUUUAUAUCACAGUGACAGAUUUUGGGUCGACAUGUAUGAAACAAGUGAAGUUUUUUCAUUCUUUUAAUCUACAAAGAGUGCGAUUUAAUGACAGGAUAUGGAAUCAAUCAGUGUUGUGUUGCAGUGAACAGCUGAAUAUUGACAGCAGAUAAGGGAUUGAUUGGUUCAAUGUACAUAUUGCUAAAAGCAUUUUGGUGUGUUCUCUUUUUAUAGUCAGCUUUUGUAUUUGUCUUUUUUCUCUCACACUCCAGUCUUGUGCAACUGUUGAAAUAAAUCCACUGUGAACAUAAAAGUUACUUUGCACAUCCAGUAAGAUCCAGUAUGUCAAAGUUUGCUCUGAAGAGGUUUCACCAAUUGAAUAGGCUGUGAUGACGACACACAAAGAUCAAAUCAACCCACCAAAUAUUUUAUUUGUAUGCUUUGUAGCAACGCUCUGAAUGAGAGUUGCGUGUUUCGCCAUGUUUUAAAUGACUUUGUGGCUUUUGUACUAAACAGAAAAUGCAUUUCUCUAAAAGAAAGAAAAAAUCUGAAUAAAUAUGUGUUUAUUACUGAAAAAGAUUUUUGAAAGAAAGCUUUUUUGAAUAUUGCUUUCCUUUAUAGGUUUCUUUGGAAGCCCAUUUCUGCCAGUUUGAUGAGUAAAAAUGACCCUGUUAUUCAUUAUAAUGAGAAACUUGAUCAAAAUAAUGACUCUAUCAAAAUAAUGAAGUAUCUCGAAAUAAUGACUUGAAUUUCAAAGUAAGAGUCUGUAUUUCAAAAUAAUGUUUUAAAAUUUCUAAAUAAUUAGCUAGUAUCUCAAAAUAACAGUAGUACCUCAGAAUGACUUAGUAUUAUAGAAAAAAGUGAGUUAGUGUCUUAAAAUAAUGAUUGAGUAUUUCAAAAAUAACUUGGCAUCUUACAAACUUCAUCAAAAUAUUGACUCAGUGUUUCAAAAUAAUGAAAAAGUAUAAGUCGUUUUGAGAAAUUGUCUCAUCACUAAAUGAUUAUCUUGAGAUAUGAAGUCGUUAUUUUAAUAAAGUUUCCCAUAAUGACUCACAGGAUCUUUUUUAUUCGGCAGAAAUGGGCCUCCAUAGUAUGUUUCCAUUCUCUUUAGAAGAAAAUAAAUUCGUUUAAACCCUGAAUCGAUUCCCAGAGAUAUUAAAGGAAUAAAUCACCUCAUCUCCACUGGUGAGACUAAUGUGACUAGAUUCAAAUUAAAUAUGAACUUUUGAUAUUGUUUGACAUGUUUAAAAGCAUAUUUGUCUUCUGUUCAUCAAACUAGACUCAGGAUUGUUUCACAGCCCGAUAGUUAACAUUUUGAGAUAAUCUACACUCCAAAAUUUGCCUUAAUUUUGACCGCCAAGGUAAAAGUGAAUGACUUUCAAAACUUUCCACACAUUUUGUGGGUAUGAUCACUAAUCAAGCCAAUAUGAGAGUCUAUUGUGUAUUACUGAUACCCUGACUCACUCUACAACCCUUAGCUGAUCCUGAUUGUUCAUUCCCUCAGUGUGCAGCUGAGCAGCAGCUCCGUACAUACUCAAACCUGUGCAAGAGGUCAGACAAUCUCAUCAUCAUGACUGUUGUACAUUGCUUUAAGCUACACUGUUCCGUUUUACUGUAAUCUCUGAAGGCCAAUGGAGAAGAAAGUGUAUAUGAAAGGAUGCAACCAAUAAAUACUUCUAUCAGUUUUUAAGAUCGAUUUUAUUUUUGAUGUAAACCUUCCACGUUCACUUUCCCAGAGAAUAACAAGGACUUCACCCUACAAUCAUCAUGGAAAUGUCUGUGGCUUAUCAUGGAGCACAACAUUGCCUUAAAGACUUUGAUAAGCUGACAAUAUUAGGACUUAACCUGUGAAACCUGUAAAGACAACAUUUUUUAUGUUUCAUCCACAACUUUGACUUCAUAAGCCAUAUAUAUACAUAUAUACUGAUCCAUACACUCCUGCCCUUUGAUUAACACCUUAACAUUCAGUUCAUUAACAUUAAAUUAACACGUCAGGUAUCUACCAUUCAUUUAGCUCUGUUGUUUAUUUUUGAUCCUCCUGUAUUUAGUAAUAUAUACGUGUGUGUGUGUGAGCCAUACUUUGAAUGCAAUGUUUUAUAUGCAAUGAAUGAAAACUGUACAUGGACGAGACUCGGAGCGAGGUGUACGUAUGAUAUUGAUAUUUCAUAUCUGACUGAAGUGGUUCGGAAGGAGCCACGUAGUGAUUGAUGUACACGAAGCUUCCCUCUUUGCCCCAAGUGUUGCUACUGUGCGUUGAAUGCAAGACGUUGUUUUUGAAUACUGAGACAAAAUCAGUUUGUUUGUUUAAACUGACAGUUGUUUAAUAUUUUUUGGAGUUCAGACUCACUGUUUAUAUAAAUUGCUUUGGCUUUGUAUUGCAUAUUGAAUGGGAUGUGUGGAUUGGAUAAUAAAGGUGGUACAUUUCUUAUA